Messenger RNA from Racocetra persica, 153 nucleotides. The record is from the annotation of a GenBank genome assembly. NCBI's taxonomy places the organism in Eukaryota, Fungi, Glomeromycota, Glomeromycetes, Diversisporales, Gigasporaceae.
AUGAAUUCUAGUUAUUCUUAUAAUAAGAAUGAUAAAAAUAAUGAGAAUAAUAAGAAUGAUAAGAAUGAUAAGAAUGAUGAGAAUAAUGAGAAUAAUGAGAAUAAUGAAAACUAUGAGAAUGAUAUUAGUACACAAAAUAAACAAAGUGAUUAA